Messenger RNA from Penaeus vannamei (Pacific white shrimp), 1488 nucleotides. The record is from RefSeq and is a predicted model, not a curated record. NCBI's taxonomy places the organism in Eukaryota, Metazoa, Arthropoda, Malacostraca, Decapoda, Penaeidae.
AUGACUGCUUUGCUGACAGUGAACAAUUUCACCUUCUAUCCGGAACCUCUAGGUUAUGGAGAGCCCUUCGAAAUCACCCGAGGAGCAAUUUUGAGGUCACCAUUUGUCUCAAAAGCAAAUGGCAGUCCCAAAAAGGUAACAAAUUUGACUCCAAAGAAAGGAUAUCACAUAAAGAAACCAAAACUUACACCAAAUAGCAAAAAGAAACCCAAGACUAAUGCUAAAUCAGCCAAGCAGAAGCCAGGGGAGAAAAUGGCCAAACCAGCACAAGUGGCAGAAUCUUCUGAUGAAGAAUACCAAGUGAUCACAGAAAUUGCAGAAGGCGAUGAGAGUGUAACUUUACAUUUAGGAGAGACAGAAAGUUUGGAAAUUGGUCACCAGCUACUAGCUAAAAAUACUGAAGUACAAGUCAAGAAUAAUUUAACUCAUGCCAGUGGAAAAAGAAACACCUUUAGUAGUCCAGGAAGAAAAGAGCUUUACCAGAAAACAGAAAAUUCAGAGUGCAGUGCCAAUACUCAGAGUAUGUUUGUUGCUGCUGGCAGUGUCAGAGAGAGAUACAUUACCAAAACUGGGAGCCCCAAGCGAAUUAGAAUAACAGCUGAAAACAAGAAUGGAAAAAGCUCAGUGAGCAAGAAGAUAGCAGAGCAUUUCCAAAAUGUACAAAAGCCAGUAGUCUCUCCCCAGGAAGAUCAACCUUCACCAAAGGAAAGUCACUCCAUAAAGGUUAAUGAAACACAUAACGGAGAGCAUAAUAACCAUCAAGAAACUGAAAAAAAUAGUUCAAGUAGACAUACUAAUUACGUUUCCCUCAGUCCCGUGGAUUUAAAUGAGAGAGAUAAUCAGUGCAAGGUUAGUGAAACGGUAGUUCAUCAAAAAUCAAAAAGGAAAAGACUAGAGAAGAAUCAGAAUGGUACAGAGGUAAGAGGAAAGGAGAAGCUUAAUGUCCAAAAGAAACAAAUAAAUAAAGAAAGAUCUUGCCAAAAUGAAGUAUUGUUUGUAGCAUCAGGAAUCUUAGAAAACUUUGAGGAAGAUUUUGCUAAACAAACGGAACCUUCAAGUACUUUGUCAAUGAUCUUUCCUACAUUACCUGUUAAAGAAGAGCCAGUAGAAAAUGAGUUCCUUCCUGUCAUAUCCAAUGUAAAAAGUGGAAAGGAAGCAGAAGAAAUGCUAGAGACUUCAGAAGAGCCCUUAAGAUUGUGGGUCAACCAAACUUUUAAUUUACAGAAAGGACAAAAUGGAAAAACAAUCGAAGCUCAGCUGAGAAAUAAAAACAAUUACCCAGAAACAAAUGGGCAAAAUACAGAGUGUACAGCUGGAGUUUUAAGAAAAUGGCUUAAAACAAAUUUUAUGGCGUCAAGCACUAAUGUAACAGAACAAAAUUUUGUUCCCCAAAAUGACAAAGCUACACCAACAGAACCAUCACAGAUUAGUUUGAAAAAAAAAGUAAUGCUGUAUCAAAGAAAAAUCCUCAAAACUUGAAUAGAAAUU